Messenger RNA from Suillus paluster, 1695 nucleotides. Its product is annotated as MFS general substrate transporter. The transcript has 13 exons. The record is from RefSeq and is a predicted model, not a curated record. NCBI's taxonomy places the organism in Eukaryota, Fungi, Basidiomycota, Agaricomycetes, Boletales, Suillaceae. Gene Ontology annotation, biological process: transmembrane transport. The coding region runs from base 1 to 1695 and encodes 564 amino acids. Gene Ontology annotation, cellular component: membrane. Gene Ontology annotation, molecular function: transmembrane transporter activity.
AUGGCUCCACAGGACCAUGCACCUGUUUCAACUUCACAACCUCGUACCGGUGCAUUGUCCAUCUCAAGAGUGCAGUCUGAAUCAUACCCCGGUACCAUAAUCGCAGAUACCAUACAAUUAGCUCGCCAAAUCAGCAUCAGUCAUGUCGAAGAAGCGAAACAGGGCCCGGACAACAGUGACGCGGAGCAAGUCCCCAUUUACCGCCUAUACAGGCGCCGCUUCGCUGGCCUUUUUGGUUUUAUUUUACUUGGCCUCGUGACCGGUAUGCCCUGGCCAUGGUUUGGGCCCAUAUCAAAUGAGACUUCUGGGGAAUUUGCCAUUUCCAUUGACCAAGUGAACUGGCUCGGCAACAUUAUAUGUUGUGUCUACAUUCCUGUUUCCCUCCUCGUUCCCCUCCUUUGUACGCGCUUCGGUAUUCGCCGAUGUGCUGAUGUGGGUGUGGUGAUGCUCCUCGUAUCAGGCUGGGUGCGUUAUGCAGGCAGCAUCACGUCCUUGUCCCCUGAGAGCGCUUAUGCGCUACUCUUCCUCGGACAGUUCUUCUCGGCAAUAUCUCAACCUGUCUUCCAAGUCCUCGGCCCGAAGUAUUCCGAGAUGUGGUUUGACCUCAAAGGCCGAACGACAGCCACAAUGGUGAUUGCCAUCGCCAAUCCCAUCGGCGGCGCUCUUGGUCAGUUACUUAGUCCCCUAGGUACUGCAAGGCACUCUGUUCUGGUCCUAGCGAUCGUAUCUACCGCAGUCGCACCUGCCCUCUUUCUUAUCGAGAGUGAACCACCAAGCCCACCAACAUAUGCAGGCUCCAAGGCCCCACAAUCACUCUACUCUCUCCUGCUUGCGAUGGUGGGGAAAGUUCGCCCCUCCGACCCUGCUUACAUGGCUCCUCACGAACGGCUGGACUUUACCAUCAUUACGCUGAUUUUCGGUGUGCUUGUUGGCGCGACAAACGCACUUACCAUCCUCUCUGCGCAGUACUUCGAACCUGAGGGAUAUGAUGACGUUACUUCAGGCCUCUUUGGUGCAACUCUCCUAUCGAGCGGGAUCCUUGGUAGUGUGGUCACCGCGCCUCUGUUCGAUUGGGUGUUGACCCAUCAUCUGGGCAUAACACUAAAGAUACUUGUCCCGAUGGCUGCAGGGGCGUGGCUGAGUUUGAUCUGGGCUGUAAAACCCCACAACACCGGAGGAAUCUUCGCGAUCAUGGUCAUCAUCGGUGUUUGCUCCAUAACGAUGCUCCCAAUCGCCCUUGAGCUCGGAGCCGAGCUUACACGAAAUGCACACGGCAGUGCCGCCAUUUUGUGGUGUGUAGGCAACGCAUUCGGCAUCAUAUUCAUCCUCGCGGAAGGCGCCCUGCGCGCGUCGUGGACUGCGUCCCCGCCGUACAAUAUGCACGCAGCGUUCAUACUGCACGGCGUGUUCGUGAUGGUCCUGGGCUCGAGCGUGUUUUUCGUGCGCGCAAAGCAGGCGCGGCGGGAGAUGGAUGAGCGCAUGGCACAGAACCUACAUUCGAGCCACGUCGAAAUAGAGGCCGUACCGAUGGAUAAACAGGGCGCGACUGACUCGGGUCAAUCCCGCAGGUCGAUAGAAAAGGGAGCGGGGAAGGACGGCUCGAUACCGGAGAGAGAGAAUUCGAUACCGUUGCCUGAGAAAAGUGCUGAUGUCAGGAUGGAGGUGAUCGACGCUACUGUGCACCCAAAUUCAUGA